Messenger RNA from Sitophilus oryzae (rice weevil), 2703 nucleotides. RefSeq lists its product as uncharacterized. Lineage: Eukaryota; Metazoa; Arthropoda; Insecta; Coleoptera; Curculionidae. The transcript has 3 exons. The record is from RefSeq and is a predicted model, not a curated record. The coding region runs from base 1 to 2703 and encodes 900 amino acids. Gene Ontology annotation, molecular function: nucleic acid binding; nucleotide binding.
AUGGAGCUUUUCGGUCGUUUCCUCCUGCAGACAAAGGAGGUAGAGGAGACCAAGUCCUUUGGCUCUAGGUUCAGGGGAGCAAGUCAGGGCACCGAUUUGGAGGAGUUGUUUGAUCAGUUCACCACUAUCAUUAAGCGGAGAUUCCAGGAGUUCAAUGAAAAAGAUAGUGGUUGGACUCUUCAGCAACUCCUUCACGUAGAUGUAAGGGUAAAUAAAAUCAACCCACUAAAAGCCUCAUCUUAUAUACCAUUACCGAAGGAAAUAGAAGCGAAAAGGGCUGUGUUGAACAUACAAAACACUGACCAGAAAUGUUUUGUAUGGUCGGUUUUAGCCGCCUUUCACCCAGUUCCCCGAACUCAGAACGCCAACCGAGUCCAGAAUUAUCAAUCUUUCGAGCAGGAAUUGGAUGUGUCAGUUGAAACUCCUUCGGAUAAUUUAAAGAAAAAUAAAUAUGGUGAAAAUAUUCCCGAGAAUAUCCUUAAAUUUACGAAUUUCGAACGAAAAUUAAAAGUGCCUUUUGUUGUAUACGCUGAUUUUGAAACUAUUUUGGAACCUAUACAAACAGAGCAAAACGAGUUGGAUCCUGAAAUUUCCUAUACGGUGAAAACACACCAACACGUUCCUUAUUCUUUUGCCUAUUACAUUAAAUGCGAUUUUGAUAAUUCUCAGUCGAUUUUCAAGACUUUUAGGGGACCUGAUGCACAUAAAGUUUUCAUAGAUUGGUUAGAGACUGAUUGUAAAUCAAUCUACAAUCGAUUUAUGAAAAAUAUUGUAUCCAUGUCUCCUCUCAGUAGCGUACAAGAAGCCGAGUUUUAUCAGAUGACACACUGUCAUAUUUGCGAAAGACCAUUUAAUGUAGAAGAUGAAAGAGUAAGGGACCACUGUCAUCUAACAGGAAAAUAUCGAGGUGCGGCUCACUCUGUUUGUAACCUAAAUUUUAAAGUACCUAAUUUUAUUCCUGUGUUCUUCCACAACAUGUCAAAUUUUGACAGCCAUCUUUUUAUAAAAGAAUUGGCUGUGGAGGAAGAACGAUUGGACGUCAUCCCCCAAAACAAAGAAAGAUAUAUUUCUUUUACAAAAUAUAUUAUGGUGGGGGAUGACAACGAUCAGGAAAAGCGACAACAAAAGAUAUUUUUAAAAUUAAGAUUUUUGGACAGUUUUCGAUUCAUGGCAUCAAGUCUAGAUAAACUAAGUCAAAAUUUAACGUCUCAACAGUGUCGCGAAGUUAGGAAGUAUUUCCCUAACGAAGAAGAAUUUAAGGUUAUUCGUAUGAAGGGUGUUUUCCCAUAUUCGUACGUAGAUUCCUUUUCCAAAUUAGACGAUACCAAGCUUCCACCCAUUGAUGGCUUCUAUAACGAACUUAGAAAAGAAGCCAUCAAACAAGGAGAUUACGAGCGUGCAUUGAACGUAUGGAAUUUAUUUAAAUGUCAAACUUUAGGCGAAUAUUCAGAUAUAUAUUUAAAAUCCGACGUACUAUUAUUAACUGAUGUUUUUGAGAAUUUUAGAGAGGUGUGUCUACAAACAUACGGUCUAGAUCCUUGUCAAUACUUCACCGCACCAUCUCUGUCCUUUGACGCGGCUUUAAAAACUACAUCUAUCGAGCUGAAAUUAUUGACAGAUCUAGACAUGAUACAUUUCUUUAAACACGGGAUUCGCGGCGGUGUCAGUCAAUGUAGUGUUAGAAAAGCUAUCGCGAAUAACAAAUUUAUGUCUAUAUACGACGCUUCCAAACCUACUUCCUACAUUAUGUACUUGGAUGCUACCAAUUUAUAUGGUGCAGCCAUGUCGCAAUAUCUACCAACAGGUAACUUUACGUGGCUAACAGAAGAAGAAAUUUCAAACUUAAAUUUUAUGAAUAUCGAUAAAAAUUCUAAUAUAGGUUAUGUUUUUGAAGUCGAUUUAGAGUAUCCGGAGCAUUUACAUGAUUUACACAACGAAUUACCCUUUUGCCCAGAGUCCGUUCAACCAGAGGGAUCUAAAGUUUCAAAAUUAAUCCCCAAUUUUAAUUCUAAAGUUAGAUAUGUAAUUCAUUAUCAAAAUUUACAACAAGCGUUGAACCAUGGUCUGAAACUUGCCAAAAUUCAUCGCAUUUUAUCAUUUAAUCAAUCUCCCUGGUUGAAAACCUACAUUGAUCUAAAUACAGCAAAGCGUAAUAACGCUGAAAAUAAGUUUGAAAAAGAUUUUUUCAAACUUAUGAAUAACGCUGUAUUUGGAAAGACAAUGGAGAACGUGGAGAAACGGGUAAAUAUUAAGUUAGUUACCCACUGGGAAAAUAUUGGUAGAAAGCUAGGGGCAGAAGCGUACAUUUCCAAACCGCAUUUUAAAGACUUGACGAUUUUUAGCGAGAAUUUAGUCGCAAUACAUAUGGCUAAACAGAAAAUCGUAUAUAAUAAACCUAUUUACGUAGGUUUUUCAAUUUUGGAAAUUUCCAAAACUAUUAUGUAUGAUUUUUUGUAUAGUUAUAUUAAACCAAAGUACGGUAAUAAAGCCUCACUGCUCUACACUGACACCGAUUCUCUAAUUUUACAAAUUCAAACCGACAAUUUUUAUGAUGACAUGCGCGAAAAUUUGGAUAGAUUCGAUACGUCAAAUUACUCGCAAAACAAUCCACACGAUAUUCCUGUAAAUUCGUCUGUGUUGGGCCGUAUGAAGGAUGAAUAUGCAGGAAAAAUUUUGUGGGAGUUUUAUGGAACUGGGGGCUAA